Messenger RNA from Anthonomus grandis grandis, 2382 nucleotides. RefSeq lists its product as uncharacterized. The transcript is spliced from 2 exons. Lineage: Eukaryota; Metazoa; Arthropoda; Insecta; Coleoptera; Curculionidae. The record is from RefSeq and is a predicted model, not a curated record. The coding region runs from base 146 to 955 and encodes 269 amino acids.
UCCAUCUGGCAGUAAAAGAUCCUUAGCCAUUUUGGAAAUGGUACGAGUGAAAAACCAAGCUAACAACCCCAAUGUUGCUGCUUAAAAAUCUUUCGUCAAAACAAAUCAAAACUUUUCGAUUCGAGAUCAGUCUACGGAAAAUGAUAUGAACAUGCAAAAUGUAUCAUCUCUAAACCAUUUUGAUCAAUCUCUCAUAAAGGAUAUGCCUGACGAACUUCUCGACACAUCUUUAAAUAAUCUAAAUACAUCAAUUUUUGAUAAAAGUGACCUUUUUGAAAAAGAAACUAACUGCAGAAGCUUUUUUAAUAAGGAUGAUGGUUUAAUAAAUAUGGAAAGUGACCAAGAUCAAUACCACGACCGAGACCACCGAACAAUCAGCUCCAAUCAGUCCAACUACUGCUCUGACCGCAAAACUCCAGACUACAAUUUAACCACCUUAAGUACCGUCGAAAAUAACUUAAAACAAAAUUUCAGCAGCACUGAUGAGAGAACUACAACACAUGAUGGUUUGUUAAUAAAUCAGGAAAGAAACAACGAAUACUACUAUAAUAAUAAAUCCGAAAAUAUCCCCGAAAACAACUUAACAGAUGAAGAUUCUUCUUUCUUGGACCCUGAAAACACAUCUGAAUAUGAUCCUGAAAAUAACUUAAGUGAUGAAGAUUCUUCUCUUUCUGAAACCGAUUUCUUUGCCAUUAAACCAGGGACAAGGAAGAGAAAAAUGUAUUUGCAUUCAAAAGAGGAAAGGGACAAAAUUAAAAAAACCCAAAAAAUUCAGUCAUAUAAAGUUCAAGAGUCAUGUAAAUGUCGCAACAAAUGCUUAGAUAAAAUACCUCAAGACAUGCGUAUUAAAAUAAAUACGAAAUUUUGGAAUUUGGAUUAUGAGGGUCGAAAAACUUUUGUGAACAUGACUUGUCAAGGUUUGCCAAAAUUUCUACUUUGGAACUUUGGGAUUUAAAGGAAAUAAUGGUUCUUUGCACAAGUUCUUAUCUCCCCCUCAGGACAAAAGAGGAACACACAACAACCAUAAGAAAACAGUAAAUGUUGACCAAAUAAAAGAACACAUAAUGUCCUUUUGUCCUACGAUUUUACAUUAUCGUAGGGAGCAUGGUCCAAACAAAAUUUACUUACCGAGCGAUUUAAGCAUCACAGCUAUGCAUAAAAGGUUGACAGCAAUUUAUGGAUCCAACGCAGGCAGCUACUCUACCUAUCGACAUAUUGUGACUAACGUACUGAACAUAUCGUUUACACAUCUUGGUCAUGAGGAAUGUGAAAUGUGUUCCGAGAACAAAAUACACAAAAAAAACACAUUGUAAUGAAGUAUCUCCUGAUUGUGCAAAUUGCCAGAAAUACGCAGUUCAUUUUAAAAACGUAUCUCAAGCGUGAUAAUUAUAUAAGGAAAGCGAAAAAAGCGCAAAUAAAGAAAACGAGUUACAUGUUGCUGUUGAUUUGCAGAAGGUUAUCAUGCUUUCGAGGCUGGAUAUGUACAAAGAAGUAAUUUUUACACCUCGAUUAAUCGCUUUUCAUGAGAGCUUUGUACCUGUGGGAAAAUUUUGUCAAAAUAAACCUCCCUUCGCUACGGUUUGGCAUGAGGCCGUGUCAGAUCGCAAAAAGGAGGAUAUAAUCAGCACCUACAAUGCCUUUUUUACCGAAUAUGCCAGAGAUUAUAAGAACAUUGUUAUAUGGUGUAAUAACUGCCAGUCACAGAACAAAAACUGGUGUCUGUUUUCCUAUCUAAUCUAUUUAAUUAAUAGUACCGAGAUAAAUGCUGAGACCAUAUCUUUUUGGUAUUUUGAAAAGGGUCAUACUUUUAUGGCUGCAGAUGCUUUUCACCAUCUGGUUGAAAAAAAACUAAGAGAAAAAAAGUAUGUUUACGAUUUUAAAGAUUUUUGCGAUUGUGUUCAAUUUGCAUCAAAGACGCAACCUGUACUUAAAACAAUGACUCACAAUGAUUUUAGGAAAUGGCCGGUCGAUAUUUCUAAUAACCAAAUACAAAAAAUGAAUAAAAACAACGCUCAAAUUUUAAUAAAGGAUAUGAAAGUGGUUACAGUAAAAAGAGGGUCCAAAAAUUUGUUUUUUAAAACAAGUUACAAUGAUGGUAACGAAGAAUCACUGAUGUGCCUUGCAAAAAAAUUACAACCUCAAAAUGUUGUAAUUACUAAGCCUCCAGCCGCUGAAAACGAUAAGAUACGAACACAAGCGCGCAUUUUGGCUCAAUUUGCCAGUCCAUAAUCAAGUUCACGAUUAUAUUAUUGAAAGUGAUGAUGAAUAAAUAGUAGAGAUAAUGUUUGCUUAUAUUUUAGGUUAAGUAACCAAAGUUUUUAAGUUUAUAUACAUACUAUGUACUCACACGUUUAAAAUAAUUACAGUUAGUACCUAAUUAUC